Trichoderma virens Gv29-8 is the source of this 1380-nucleotide messenger RNA. RefSeq lists its product as uncharacterized. The record is from RefSeq and is a predicted model, not a curated record. NCBI's taxonomy places the organism in Eukaryota, Fungi, Ascomycota, Sordariomycetes, Hypocreales, Hypocreaceae. The transcript has 3 exons. The annotation marks the transcript as partial.
AGUCAGACGGAACCCUCUGUCCAAUCCGUGCGCCUCAUUGGCUCUUGGGACAAUUUUACCAUGUGCUAUAGCAUGGAGCGGGACAGUCGACGUGGCCAUGGCCAAUGGAGAGGAUGCUUUGCAUUCCAAAACAUCGUCUGCGAUGAUGAGAACCCGCACCACCAGAAGAGAAGUGGUGGUCUAAAGAUGGGCCACACCUACUACUACUAUUACGAGGUGGACGGGUCAACUGAGACUUUUGAUGCAACGAUGCCCUACACAACUGCUUGCCCAUACAUGCCUGGUCAAACAGUCAAUACUCUUGACGUCCCUGUUGAGCACACAAUCCGCCUCCGAAGCGCAUCCAUGAACUCCAUCCGCCCAGAAAACUAUAGGACAAUGGAUCCAGCAACCAAGUUCAUGAAGCCGUUGCCACCUACGCCACUCACACCUCUCUCAUCAGGCAUGGCCAACCGCCGGGCUCAAUCUGCCCCAGUUACACGUCCUUCAACAUCUUCAUCUCGCUCAGUAUCUCCGCCAUCAUGGAAGAGGUUCUUCUCGCGCAAGCUACAGAGCUCUGAUGGCCAACGUCGCCAAUCUGCUGGCUCUGAAGAAACCACUUUCACCAUCUACGACAACGUCAUCACCGUCCCCUCACACGAUGCUCGCCCUGGUCGUCAUACAUCGUCUCUUAGCGAAGGUGCCAGGUCGAGAGACAUCUCUCCGAGCUCACUCUCUCGUAUCUUACGUGAGGGUAGCAGCGCUCCCCGUCGUCCUAGCCACACUGCUCAACUACCAUCCUUGACGAUUCCCGAGGAGGUUAUUGAGGAAGAUGAGGACGACGACAACUUUGCUGCGUCUGCAAUCUCGGAAAGCAUGCCAUUUGUCACUGUCCUGUCCCCGCCACCCUUUCAACGCUCUUCAUCAUCAGAAUCUAUUAAGCGGGAUGCCGAAGCAAGUAGCUCUGCUACAACACUCAGACCUCAGCUUUCGCCUAUAUCUGCUGUGACAAACGAUACCAACACGGCGUCUCGAUGGUCCGGAUCAACAAAAGACAAAGCCAACACAAGCCCUCUCCACGAGGAUGUCCCCAUGAGCUUCUACGACGAUGAAGAUGAUGACGACGAUGUCAUGUCUAGUAACGAGGACGAUGGUCAUUUCCCUCCCAUCCCUAUCUCAAAGUCUCGGCUACUUUCCUUCAAAGGUUAUAGCCUGCCCCGUCACAUUGAGGAAACUAAGGAUGCUUUUGUUCCCCAUCAGCCUUUUGCAACCGCCAACUCACCAAAGCUGAUCCCUAGUGGAUCUAAUCUUUUGAACACCCACGUCGAGGCUGGCCUUGAUGACUUUGUCAGCGAGCUCGGCUGGAUCGUUGACGCUAUUGGCACGACUAAUAGCCACUGA